AUGUUCGCGGCGUUCCGAAAGGAGGCCGUUGUCCCUCCGUGCCCCCGCGGCACCGUCGGAGACGACCUGUGGACUGCGGACCAGAACGACGACCCCGAGACGGUGCACGAGGGGCUAGGUGUGAAGCACCUGGAGCCCAUGGACAUUACAUCGCGCCUGGCGUCCCUCAUGGGCACGGAGACGCACGAGGCGGCCCAGGAGCUGCAUCUCCCGCCCGGAGACAGCCCCGUGGGCUCGCUGGCCGUGGCGCGGGGCCCAGGCCGGUCCGUGUACGGAGCGACGGGCGAAGAGGACCAGGUCGCGGUCGCCUUUGUUGGAACGAUCGAGAACGCGGAUGAGCUCGCGGAGCUGUACGGGCUCGACCUGCCACCCCCGCCUGGCGAGAACAACCACCGCUGCCCCACCGAAACUGGCGCGCAGCUCGUCCAUUCCCUCUACGUCACCGGCUUCCAGGACAUAUACGGCGACUACUCCGACCAGCCGGCCACGAUCCUCUCGGCCUUCGCGGGGGACUUCGCGUUCGUGCUCUUUGACGCUGCAGCGGGCUACGUGCUCGCGACGCGCUCGGCCUCGGGCGCCGUGCCGCUCUUCUGGGGCCUCGACUCCGACGGCCACGGCGUCGUCUUCUCCACGAUCCGCGCGGACCGCCACCUCGCGUACCUCACCGCGUUCCCCCGCGGCUGCUUCUUUGAGAGCCAGCUCGUGGAGGGGUGCGGCGACAGCGUGAUCGAGGCCUUCACGAAGCCGGUGCCCUCCGCGCGGCAGCUCGAGGCCAGCGUGCGCAAGGACUCGCACGGCCACAUCCGCAAGCUGCUGUUCAAGACCAUGUCGGGCGCGCGCCUGAACGACGACGAGGAAAUGGACGAGCCGCCGCUGCCCGCGGAGCCCGCCGCCGCGUAG
Messenger RNA from Pedinophyceae sp. YPF-701, 900 nucleotides. Lineage: Eukaryota; Viridiplantae; Chlorophyta; Pedinophyceae. The record is from the annotation of a GenBank genome assembly.